AUGGAAGGUAAUACUCUGAGAGGCAGAAAUAUUUCCCAUGCUGUGAGUUAUUUCAUCCUCUUGGGCUUCCCUAGUGGCUGGGAAGUACAAAGCUUCCUUUUCUCCAUAUUCUUUGUGACUUACAUCCUGACUCUGUUUGGAAAUACAGCCAUCAUAUGUGCAGUGCACUGGGACCACCGGCUCCACACACCGAUGUACACUCUUCUGGCAAACUUCUCUUUCCUGGAGAUCUGCUACGUCAACUCUGAUGUGCCCAACAUGCUGGCUAACUUCCUCUCAAGGUCCAAAACCAUCUCCUUCACUAGGUGCCUCCUGCAAUUGUACUUCUUCUUCUCUCUGGGUACAACUGAAUGCCUAUUUCUCUCCAUCAUGGCCUAUGACCGGUUCCUUGCAAUCUGCCGCCCCCUGCACUACCCCAACAUCAUGACUACAAAGUUCUGCUACAGCUUAGUCAGCUUUUGCUGGGUCUAUGGUUUCCUUUGGUUUCUGAUUCCAGUGAUACUCAUUACCCAACUGCCAUUUUGUGGACCAAAUGUGAUUGAUGACUUCCUGUGUGACCUUGGUCCCCUGCUGGCCCUUGCCUCAGCCUGUGUCCCAAUCCCAGGGACUGUUCUCAUAUGUGGCACCAUGAGCUCCCUCCUCAUCUUUGCCACCUUUUUCUAUAUUAUCAGCUCCUACACCCUGGUGCUAAGAGCUGUUAUUCAGGUACCCUCCUCUGCUAGCUGGAAGAAGGCCUUCUCCACCUGCUCCUCACAUCUGGCUGUUGUAUGUCUCUUCUAUGGAUCAGUGAUGCUGACAUAUGUGAGUCCAGGGUCAGGACAAGCAAAGGGCAUGCAGAAGUUUACAACACUGUUCUACUCGGUUUUGACCCCUUUAUUCAAUCCUAUGAUUUAUAGUCUCCGGAAUAAAGAAAUGAAGGAUGCCUUAAAGAAAGUUCUGGGAAGUUUCUAA
Molecule: messenger RNA, 951 nt
Organism: Cavia porcellus (domestic guinea pig)
Lineage: Eukaryota; Metazoa; Chordata; Mammalia; Rodentia; Caviidae
Product: olfactory receptor 11H6-like
Exons: 1
Coding region: 1-951 (316 amino acids)
Biological process (GO): G protein-coupled receptor signaling pathway
Cellular component (GO): membrane
Molecular function (GO): olfactory receptor activity; G protein-coupled receptor activity
Source: RefSeq, a predicted model, not a curated record